Cadophora gregata is the source of this 5126-nucleotide messenger RNA. It is a transcript of the gene AFG3, whose product is annotated as AAA ATPase afg3. The coding region runs from base 239 to 2932 and encodes 897 amino acids. The record is from RefSeq and is a predicted model, not a curated record. Gene Ontology annotation, cellular component: m-AAA complex; membrane. Gene Ontology annotation, molecular function: ATP hydrolysis activity; ATP binding; metalloendopeptidase activity. NCBI's taxonomy places the organism in Eukaryota, Fungi, Ascomycota, Leotiomycetes, Helotiales, Ploettnerulaceae. The transcript has 2 exons. Gene Ontology annotation, biological process: protein-containing complex assembly; mitochondrial protein processing.
GCCAUUUCCAGACAGCAGAUAUGACGAUUGUCGGUGCACGUGAUCAGCCAGGCACAGGGCGGAAACGCGGCGUCGGGAUUUACUUUCGGUUUUGAUAAUCAUGACCACUUGAACUUUUGCCUCAGCGAGCUUCCAGAUCAAAACACCCCAACCCAAUUCCCCCACCCCGAUGCGAUACAGCUAGGAGGCAAUCCAAUCACUACUUGUGACUCUCCUCCGACUACAUUUCUACACAAGUAUGCACUCAAUCCUGCGACAAUCCAGCAAUCUUGCUCGGAUAUCGAGGUCCUCUCUUCAGACUGCCGCGAGAGCAUCACUGCGCUCCACGAACCACGCGCCAUUAUCCUCCUCUGUAAGAGCUGUCCAACAAGCUCGUUUAUAUUCGAACAGGCAGAAGCCGACGAAGGACAAUGAGGUGAAGAAGGAUGACAAGGAAUUGAAGGACAAGAAUAAUAUUGAGCCACCUUCAAAAACAGCUCCGGGAACAGAGAAUCUCUAUGAUGGCGAGACGCCACUCAGCAAGAAGGCAGAGCAGGGGCAGAAUAGCGAGCCAGAGCUUGCAGAGGGUAUGGUGAAGAUGAAUGCGGAGGAUGAGAUAGCCAUGAAGGAGCUAUUGGACACGCUGAAGCUUGGGUUGCCAAAGAGCCAGGUUGAGGUUAUCGAGCGGGCGUUUGAGAAUAUCCAGAAAGAGGGCAUGCCGAAGGAGCUAAGAGAGCUGAUGGAUGAUGUUAGGGGCAAGCCUAUGACGCUGUCAUCUGCGGCAAAGUUGACGAGGUUGGCGUCGCAGAUGGCGAGGAAGCAGGCCGAGAGGGACAUGGGCAAAGAUUCUAAGAAGUCGAGCACGGAAUCCGAUUCGAGUGAUAUGAAGGGCUCAUCUGGUGGGUUUGGAGGCUUCGGAAGCCCCCCGCCAGGCGGAAAUAAGGGAGGGAAACAGCAACAAGACGGUGGUUUCAAGGUCGGCGAAAUCAAGAUCGAUAUGGGCACGCUGUUGCUCUCAGCAUUCGUGUCAUACCUGAUGUAUAGGAUGGUCAUGCCUGGAGAGAGCAGACGGGACAUCACAUACCAGGAGUUUAGAAGCACGUUCCUCGACAAGGGACUGGUUGAGAAGUUGACGGUCACAAAUGGAGGGAAGGUCAGAGUCGAUUUACAUCGUGAAGCUACACAGCAGAUGUUCCCAGAUUCUCCUGCCGUCAACCCUAACUUCCACUACUACUUCUCGAUUGGCUCCGUGGAGUCAUUUGAGCGGAGACUGGAUGAGGCGCAAAAUGAGCUUGGAAUUCCUACCUCGGAGAGGAUACCUGUCAACUAUGCCUCAGAAGGUGAUGCCUGGGGACUGAUCCUCAGCUUUGGUCCUACGAUUUUGUUCAUUGGUGCGAUCUUCUACAUGUCGCGGCGAGCAUCUGGAGGUGGAGGAGGUGCCAGUGGUGUCUUUGGCAUGGGCAAGAGUCGAGCAAAGCAGUUCAACCACGAGACGGAUGUCAAGGUUAAAUUUGCCGAUGUUGCCGGUAUGGACGAAGCAAAGGCAGAGAUUAUGGAAUUCGUCUCUUUCCUGAAGACUCCUGAGCAGUUCCAACGCCUCGGUGCCAAGAUCCCUCGAGGAGCUAUUCUCUCUGGUCCUCCUGGAACGGGUAAAACGCUUUUGGCCAAGGCCACUGCUGGCGAAUCCCAAGUUCCCUUCUUCAGCGUUUCUGGUUCGGAGUUCGUGGAGAUGUUCGUCGGUGUUGGUGCUUCAAGAGUGCGCGACCUCUUCGCCAUGGCGAGAAAGAACACUCCUUGUAUCAUCUUCAUCGAUGAAAUCGAUGCUAUCGGAAAGGCCCGUGGGAAAGCUGGAUCGUUCGGUGGCGGUAACGAUGAGCGAGAAGCUACGUUGAAUCAGAUCUUGACCGAGAUGGACGGUUUCAACACCGCUGAGCAAGUAGUUGUUCUUGCUGGUACGAACAGACCGGAUGUUCUUGACAAGGCAUUGAUGCGUCCUGGUCGAUUUGAUAGACAUAUCGCUAUCGACCGACCUACUAUGGAUGGACGAAGACAGAUAUUCAUGGUUCAUCUCAAGAAGAUUGUCACGAAUGAGGAUUUGGAGUACUUGACUGGACGUCUCUCUGCUUUGACCCCGGGCUUCUCAGGAGCGGAUAUCGCUAACUGUGUCAACGAAGCUGCUUUGAUUGCGGCCCGGACGAGUGCGAAAUCUGUAGAGAUGCUCCAUUUCGAACAAGCCAUUGAGCGUGUCAUCGGUGGCCUGGAGAAGAAGUCCCUUGUCCUCUCACCUGAGGAGAAGAAGACCGUUGCAUACCACGAAGCCGGUCACGCCAUCUGUGGAUGGUACUUCAAGUACGCCGAUCCUCUUCUGAAAGUCUCCAUCAUUCCACGUGGCCAAGGAGCUCUCGGAUACGCCCAAUACCUCCCAGCAGGCGACACCUAUCUCAUGAACGUUAACCAGCUCAUGGACCGCAUGGCCAUGACCCUCGGAGGCCGAGUCUCAGAAGAACUUCACUUCGAUACCGUCACUUCCGGCGCCUCAGAUGACUUCAACAAAGUCACUCGCAUAGCUACAGCCAUGGUCACCAAAUGGGGCAUGAGCAAGAAACUCGGCCCCCUCCACUUCGAGGACAACGAGCAGGCCUUACACAAACCAUUCGCUGAGUCCACUGCCCAAACUAUCGACGCUGAAGUCCGCCGCAUCAUUGACGAGGCAUACAAGCAGUGCAGAGACCUCCUGACAGAGAAGAAAGCCGAAGUAGGGAUCGUCGCUGAGGAGCUUCUCACCAAGGAAGUCCUCGAUAGAAACGAUAUGGUUCGAUUACUAGGCGCUCGCCCAUUCGACGAGAACAAAGAUUUCACAAAGUACUUCGGUGGUAGUGGAGAGAAGAGCGCACCUCCGCCGUUCCCAUCAGAGAGCACGGACUCUCCACCUGAGCAGCCCAACCCCGUAUGAGACGACGUGAGACUGAACAAGGGGGAGAACAUGUAGAAUAUCGGUUGAUAAGUAAGGAAGCGCAUGAGGAUGAAGGCGCGGAUGGGGACGGAAGAGGAUGGGAUUACUACUCACUUACUUGUACUGUACAGCAUAUUCACGGGCGUUCGUUGGGUCAUUGAAAGAAGGAAGAGAAAACCAAAUGCAUUUUCGCAUUCUUCGUCGAGCAGGCAUCCGGGCAGGACAAAAAAUUUCAUCUCGAAAACCACACUUCACUCACCCUGUUCUCUUUUGUUUACGCCUUUUGGAUGGUGGAGCGGAGUAGGCUGGAGAGUGAGUGAAUUGUGCUGCCUACGAGGAGGAAAAGGCGGAAUGUAUGGGAGGGAUCGGGUAGAUAAGCCAGCUAUUGUAGAGAAUGGAAUUGUAUAGGUACGCAAUUAGGAUGAGACUACACUCUUCUGUGUCUAGCUGAACUAUCUCUUCUUGGCUGAAUAUUUCUUUCAUAAUAUUUUGUUUGGGGGAAAGGGGUGGAGAAUAAGCGAGGCCCUAGAAGCGAGAACUCACAUGAAAACAAAAACAUUUUCCCCCAGGUAUCAUCAACAUUAGCUCGACAAACUCCUCAAAGUCUGCAGAUCCAUUGUACAAGUAACACCCAUCGGGCCAUGCGCUCUCUCAAAAUCAACAGGUUGUGGAAAGCUUGACACCCCGUUCUCAAUAAUCUCGAGAUCUGUCAAUCCCAUCCGCACACGGUGUACGUCUCCUACUAAUCGGAUCACCAAUGCUCUCCCUAGAACACGAUAUUUCUUAGUGGUACGUCGAAGUAUUAUCGCUACAUUGGUGCCCAAGAAUUGACAUGUCAGAUCUCCCUCUCGAGCAUUCACUCGAGUCAGACCUAAGUGCCAUGUAUCGGUCACAAAGUAUUGGACCGAUUUAGCUUGGUGAUGAGCGGCCAGAAUUGAAGAUUUGGUUUUUUUCAUUCGAAGCAAUUUGAGAAGCCUCGUAAGUACUUGUUCGAUGUGAUCGCUUUACAGACACUUUCGAGCACUGAAAUGGCGUCAAUAGGCGCUUCACGUCUUUCGACGUGAUGCUGCUGACCAAUCCAUUGUGUAAAUGAGCUCCGUGCAGGCGGUCUGGUACAUAUUUCUUGAAAAACGUGUCAGGGGACGCAAAGUACACGCUUCUCUCUUCCAAUGCUGGGUAUAGCUCUUUGAUUGUCCCGUAAUCAUACCAGAAACCUCAAAAGAGGAGUCGAGGAUGGCAAAUUCCACCAAUGGCUAUUACGCAGACCAAGGUCUCUCUGCAAGAUCCGACUGAGUCUGACGAGCUUUACAUUUUGGAACUUGCCAUGCUUAGCUUCUGCAUUAUAGAAAUCCAUCACACUACUGUAGAUCUCGUGUGGCGUUUUCGAAGAGUCGGCUAUGAGCUUUCCCCGACAAUCUUCUGCAAGUCCUAACAGACCGAAGACUUUAUCUUGUCUCCUCUGCGACUCUGAAUCUUGGGAUAACCCAAGGAGAUGACUUAACGUAGGUGGCUCUAAAUGAAGCGGGAGUGUCAAAGUACGCUAUCUCCGGCCCAAUUGGGCUGGCAGUGACAGUGAGAUAUCCUGCAGUAGUCUUUUCAUUAUCGAAUCCAUCGAGAGUGAAGAUUUAGAAGAGACUUGCCGCUCUGCAUGAUCAAUAGCACCAAUGAAAGUGUCCCAAGAUAUUGAACAUACCUCAUCACCCUCCGAAUAGCCCUGGUCAUAGCAGCAGUAGAUGGUUGAUCUUCUUGCCAACGCCACUUCUUGGAUGAUCCGGAUCCGCGUCCAAUAUUUCCUCGUGCAGAGGUACGAGAUCCCAACGAGUUCGUCACAUCUUAGUUUCUCUGACUCACGCAAGGCAGAGACAGCCCCCUCAUUUUCUAUAUGAGAACGGUUUUCUCUCAUGCGUGCGAUAGCGUCGAAAGCCCUUAUCUCAGCAUCGUGGGCGUUGAUUGCACGCAACGAGGCUUCGGGGCGACCCAGCCAGAUCAACGCCUCAUUCGCCUCCGCAUAGAUUCGAUUCAUUAAUUGCAACUGGACUGCUCUUUUCCUUGGUACUCGUCUGAUUGAUACAAAUAGCGUCUACCCAUAGCACUCUCUCCUGCAUCUCGUGUCUGAGACCGUCGAGUGCGAUUGCGAGGUUAGAAGUGAUAACCUUAUACUGCCCAUCGAUGUUAAUUGUUUGGUCGACUGAUG